Trichophyton rubrum CBS 118892 is the source of this 2439-nucleotide messenger RNA. RefSeq lists its product as uncharacterized. Lineage: Eukaryota; Fungi; Ascomycota; Eurotiomycetes; Onygenales; Arthrodermataceae. The coding region runs from base 1 to 2439 and encodes 812 amino acids. Gene Ontology annotation, molecular function: structural constituent of nuclear pore. Gene Ontology annotation, biological process: protein import into nucleus; RNA export from nucleus; transcription-dependent tethering of RNA polymerase II gene DNA at nuclear periphery. Gene Ontology annotation, cellular component: nuclear pore inner ring; nuclear pore. The transcript has a single exon. The record is from RefSeq and is a predicted model, not a curated record.
AUGUAUCGGAUUCCAGACCAGAUAUUUGAUCAGUAUAAUCGUGCGCAGGUUUCAACUAGCAUGGGCUUGUUUGCUGAGCUAAAUCACGCCUGGGUUACCAUCGAUAAUGCUCUUUACCUCUGGGAUUAUACGCAUCCAAAUCCUCAAUUGAUAGGGUUUGAGGAGCAGCCAAACAGCAUCAACAUGGUCAAGCUUGCGCGGCCUAGGAAGGGCGUCUUUCUUCCGGCAGUCACUCAUAUGCUCGUGAUAUCUACCACGGCAGAUGUUUUUCUCAUGGGACUUGCGUGUGAAAACACCGGCGGAUACAAGUCAGUGACUAUAUACCAGACUGGCAUGUCGGUGCCUAUUAGAGGUCUAGAUAUCAAUGUCAUUGCCUCGUCCGACUCGACUGGACGGAUCUUCUUUGCUGGAUCUUCAGACAAUGAUGUGUAUGAAUUGACAUAUCAGCAAGAGGAGAGAUGGUUCCGGGGCCGCUGCAGUAAAGUUAACCAUACAACCAAGAGUUUUACCGCAUUUGCGCCCCAGUUCAAUCUGCGUAACAAGCCAACAGAGUUUGUGGAGCAGAUGGUAGUUGAUGACAGCAGGAACCUCUUAUACACCCUGUCUUCAAACUCAUCGAUCAGAGUCUUUCACUUGAGGCCCGAUGGAUCCGUCAACCUUACAAUCACCAAAACUGCCAUCGACAUAUAUUCUAACAUCGGCCAUAUCAUCACCUCAAAUGAAACACUCAACCCUAGGGUCAAGAUCGUCUCUAUCAGCCCCAUUCCAGCCCCAGAAGCAUCUAGGUACCACCUCAUGGCCACAACUGCCACCGGCUACCGAAUCUAUCUCAGUGCUACCGGCUCAUAUAGCUGGUCUGCCACCCCAAAUGCAAAUAAUGCUCCUACCAGCAUGCAAGCACAGCACGUUAAAACCCCACCAUCUGACUCUCCUUCAGACCAGGCCCCUCAAGCCGCCCCAGUCCCGGGAGCCCCAUUCCAUACCACUGGCCCUUCUAAAGUCUCAAUACACUCCUUAAACCCCACCAGCUCUGCCGAACGAUUUCCACCUGGGUACUUUUUCUGUUUCACGCAAAAAGACAAUUCCAAGCAAGCGGACACAUUGUUCAUUUCUACCCCAGACUCUGGAAAACUUGCGAUACCCCGGGAUCCCUCCACACCCAUCAAGCCAGAGGAGACUGGCAUUUGGCUCACUCUUGGUAGUAGAGCAGAAGCAAUCGGCCUCUACACCCCAUACGAUCAAGGUGGCCCAACGAGCAGCGGCUUUGGAAAUGAGUUGGCAGUCCAAUUUGAUAAGCCAGCUGCCGAGAUUGCUGUUUUGACCAACACUGGAGUUCAUAUUAUCCGUCGAAGACGGCUUGUCGACAUGUUUGCGUCUCUUAUUCGUAACUCAGAUGGAGAGGACGGGUUAGAGGAUCGCGUACAGACAUUUAUACGGAUAUAUGGUCGAAGCGAAACCAUAGCAACUGCGUUAGCAGUGGCAUGUGGCCAAGGGAUGGAGGUUUCGCCAGAUUCGCGCCUUUCAAAAAUAAAUGAUCCCGAUGUUCUCGAGUUUGCCCGAAAAGUCUUCAUUGAGAAGGGUGGAAAGCCAACUAUUAAUGAAAAUGCUGUUACUGAUGGAUCUGUUCCAGCCAUAGAUACGGUUUUGCCUUCUCCUCGACACGCGGGUAUUGCGUUGUAUACCUCAAGGCUCCUGCGAUCCAUCUGGAAGACAGUAAUAGCCCAGCAGGGCCGAACACCUGCUGGUGGUCUUUCCAUUUCCCCUGCUGUACCUACAUCUACCUUGCUUACCAUCCAGCGCGAUCUCUCUGCUCUCAAGGACUUUUUCAACACAAACCGAACAUUCAUCGAAGGGUUGAGUGGACCUGACGCUCUAUCGAAGGUAGCAACAAAACAGGAGGAGGUUGCUUUGCAGGCUGAACACAGAGGUCUUCACUCCCUUGUACAGUUGAUCUCCCAUACAAUUGAAGGAAUCUCGUUUAUUCUUGUUCUUUUUGACGACAGAGCUGAGGAUGUUAUUGCCCUGCUGAAUGAAGAUGCCAGAAACCGUUUCUUGGAGUUGACCUUUGAGCAGCUUUUUGCUACUUCCAAGGGACAUGAGACUGCAAAGGAACUUGUCAAGGCCAUCGUGAACCGCAACAUUGCCAAGGGAUCUAAUGUUGAAACCGUUGCCGAAGCUUUACGACGAAGAUGUGGUACUUUCUGCAGCCCCCAGGAUGUUAUCGUAUUCAAAGGACAGGAACUUCUUAAGAGAGCCACCGAAGCCGGACCAAACUCUGAGGUUGGCAGAAACCUGCUAAAUGAGAGUUUGAUGCUUUUCCAACAAGUGUCAGAGAGCCUCCCUAUGGACUACCUGAAACCCAGCGUUGAGCAGUAUAUCCAAAAUCAGUUCUUUGCAGGUAUGUUGUCCUUGCUUGUUCUCGAGGUUUUAGUAUGCUAA